AUGUUGUUUCCUACCUCCCUACUCGUCUUGUCUGGCUUGACCUACUCUGUACUCGGCCAGACACAUACAGACUGUAAUCCUACCAAGAAGUCAUGUCCUGCUGCCGCCGCUCUCGACACAUCAUACUACAGCCGCGACUUCACCAAAGAAGGUGCCGACGAUGACAACUGGAAGAUGACCGCCUCAGGUGUUUCCUACAGUGACAAAGGAGCCGAGUUCAAAAUCUCCAAGAAAGGCGACCACCCCACCAUCCAGUCCAAAUGGUACAUCUUCUUCGGCUCCGUCUCGUUCCUCAUGCGCGUAGCACCCGGCACAGGCAUCGUCUCCUCGGCCAUCCUCCAAUCCGACGACCUCGACGAAAUCGACUGGGAAUGGCUAGGCGGCCAGGCCGCCGAAGUCCAAACCAACUACUUCUCCAAGGGCAACACAGCCACCUACAACCGCAUGGCCAAAGCCGCUAUCCCUUCCGGCAACGCCGAAACCGAGCUCCACAACUACACCAUCUCCUGGACACAAGACAGCAUGCAGUGGAUCAUCGACGGCGGCGUCCAGCGCGAAGUCAAGUAUGCCGACGUGAACUCGGCAUACGGAUACCCGCAGACCCCCAUGAACGUGCGCAUCGGUAUCUGGGCCGGCGGCGACCCGGAUAACUCGGAGGGCACGAUUGAGUGGGCAGGCGGUCUUACGGAUUUCGGAAAGGGACCGUACUCGAUGGUCGUGGAGAAGGUCGAGGUUAUCAACCAUGCGCCUGCUAAGCAGUACCACUAUGGGGAUUUGAGCGGAAAGUAUGAUAGCAUUGUUGUGGAUACGAAGGGGGAUGGAAGCGGUGACAAGAGCAAGUCGGAUAAGUCGUCUUCUUCUUCGUCUGCCUCUGCCUCUGCUUCGGCGUCAAAGUCCAUGACUACGUCUGUGUCUUCGUCUGCCACCGCGAGCGCUUCCUCCUCGGCUACUUCUGGUGCUAGCAGCGAGGGUGCGAGCAGCGCGCCCAGCAAGACGGCGGCUGUGGCGGCAGCUGAUCAGGCUGCGACCACUAGCAGUGCGCUGCCAGAGUCCAACGGUGCGGGUGUUGAGAGCGUCAAGUGGAGGUACGCAGCGCUGAUGGGCGCCGCUGCUAUUGCAUUUGCGAUUUAG
Molecule: messenger RNA, 1131 nt
Organism: Bipolaris oryzae ATCC 44560
Lineage: Eukaryota; Fungi; Ascomycota; Dothideomycetes; Pleosporales; Pleosporaceae
Product: glycoside hydrolase family 16 protein
Exons: 2
Coding region: 1-1131 (376 amino acids)
Biological process (GO): fungal-type cell wall organization; carbohydrate metabolic process
Cellular component (GO): fungal-type cell wall
Molecular function (GO): hydrolase activity, hydrolyzing O-glycosyl compounds; glycosyltransferase activity
Source: RefSeq, a predicted model, not a curated record